Messenger RNA from Fusarium tjaetaba, 2565 nucleotides. RefSeq names its product transcription factor SEF1. Gene Ontology annotation, biological process: regulation of DNA-templated transcription; DNA-templated transcription. Lineage: Eukaryota; Fungi; Ascomycota; Sordariomycetes; Hypocreales; Nectriaceae. The coding region runs from base 1 to 2565 and encodes 854 amino acids. Gene Ontology annotation, cellular component: nucleus. The record is from RefSeq and is a predicted model, not a curated record. Gene Ontology annotation, molecular function: transcription cis-regulatory region binding; DNA-binding transcription factor activity, RNA polymerase II-specific; zinc ion binding. The transcript is spliced from 6 exons.
AUGUCAGCAUCCAAUACACAAAAGACCAUCCUGGUUUUUGGCGCCACCGGCAAGCAAGGCGGUGCUGUCAUUGACAAUAUCCUCUCCAACUCGCCUGACUCUUCCUUCCAUAUCAUCGCUGUCACCCGCGACGCUACCAGCCGCAAAGCUCAGGCUCUUGCGACCAAUCCCAAGAUAUCUGUCAUUGAAGGUGAUCUGGACAACGUUGGUGUAAUCUUCGCCAAAGCCGGCCCGGUAUGGGGCGUCUAUAGCGUCCAGGUCAAUUCAGACGCAGAAGAACAGCAAGGCAAAGCUGUCGUCAAUGCCGCUGUACAGCAUGGUGCUCAGCACUUUGUCUACUCUUCCGGAGAUCGCGGUGGACCUGAGCGAUCCCCCAAUAAUCCAACCUACGUCAAAAACUUUGCUGCGAAAUAUGCCAUCGAGAAACACCUUGAACAGCAGGCGCGCGACAGCGCGCAGCAGAUGACAUACACUAUUCUUCGGCCGGUAACCUUCUUCGAGAAUAUCACGACUGAUAUUCACGGAAAGGGCUUCGCGCGUAUGUGGGAGCAGAUGGGAAGUAAGAAGCUCCAGAUGGUGUCGACCAAAGACAUUGGUUGGUUUGCGGCUCAGAGUCUGAUCUGGCCAGAGAUGUACAAGAAGGCGGCAUUGACGCUCGUGGGUGAUGAGCUCACGCAGCGUGAGGCAGAUGCUAUCUACUAUGAAGUCAUCGGUCAAAAGAUGGCUCUGGCGCCUUGUCCGGUUGCGAGUGCUGUCAAGUUUGUGUUGAAAGGGUCUGUUGGUGAUAUGUUCAAGUGGUUUGCAGAUGAGGAGUCACUUAGCCUCGAGGCCGGUCAAGGCGUGUACGGAGUCAAGUUGCGAUGUGAUUCUAAGGAGAAGUUCCCCGAUCCGUGCUCUCGGUGCAAUGCAAGACAUUUGUUCUGCACGGUGGACGCCACUUUCAAGAGGACGCCGGCGAGAAAGCGUUUGGAGGCUAUGAGCAAGGAACUUCAAGAACUGCGCAGCCAGACUCAUCGUACAGAGGAUCAAUUGGCAACUGGAUCGAGCUCUAAAUCUGAGAGCAGGUCGCCGGCGUCCCAGGAUGAAGGUGUAGAUGACUUUGAGCUUACAUCGUUUACCGUGAGCUUGGCUGGGGUAGUCGUCGACUCUUCCACUGCGACGGAGACCUUCAUGAUUUUUGCCGAGUACAUGCGUCCUCGACUCCCGGUGGUCGCCUCGCUCUCAGCCCAAGCAGCCUAUGAGAACCAGCCCUUUCUCUUCUGGACAAUCGUCACAAUUGUACUCUCUCGAUUACCCGAACCUGAGAACAUUGCCUUAUUCCAGUUGCUUCGGGCGCCAUAUGAGAGAUUGGUACAGGAGACUGUAACUGAUGCGCCACUACCACUGUACAAAGUCCAGGCUUUGUUACUUCUCUGUAACUGGCCAUUGCCUACAGAAAAACAAUGGAAAGAACCCAGUUGGCUUUACUGUGGUGUUGCUAUCCAAGCUGCUCGGUAUCUGAGUCUUGAUCGUCAGCAAACUAUUCCAUCUCUUCGUGUUAUUGGAGUCACAUCCGGCAGCAUUCGGUCAAGAAUCAACACUUGGCUGUCAUGUUUCAGUGUUUCGACAUCACUGAGUUUACACCUGGGCCUCCCUUGCCCCAUUGAAUCGGAGCUGGACUUUGCUGCGAUUCAUGCAUUUUUGAAACGGCAAACCGUACCGCCAGCCUUUGCGAUUGAAGUUCGUAUCCAACUAGUCGUCGCAAAAUUCACAGCGUUACUCAACCAUGAGCUGUUGGACGGCACGAGUUCAUCUUUCCUCCGCUUGUUUGACACUGAACUUGAAGCAAUAAAGAACGAGAUACUUCCAGAUGAAGAAACGAAGAGCAUAGUUGAAUACGCAAUCCUAGACGCCAAAAUACACAUAUACACACUUGUAAUCACGAAAUCCCCAGCAAACUCAUCAUCUCGCCAGAUCCUUCUUCGAACAGCACGCGAUAUAGCCCUAAGAAUCGUUGAGAUCGGAACACGCGCCAUUCGUACCAACCCCGAAAACAUCACCUUCAUCCGGCGCGAAAAGUGCCAACCGAAAGAUCGCCACAGAUGUUUGGGGUUCUCAACAAUCUUUCUCCUCAAAUUCUUCAUUCGCCAGAGUUCCGAUGGUCCUGAAGAGCGACAGAUAGUAGCGAAUCAUGUCGCUAUGACACAAACGCUGUGUAAAGCAUGUACGAUUGAUCCAAAAGAUGAGUUCAGUCGGAUUGUGAGUGUGUUUGAAGCACUCGGACGGGAGACUUCAAGAGAGGAGGAUAAAACGAAAUUGGUACUUAAUCAUAGAAUGGGCGUUUCUUUGAUGUUUGAUGCUGUUAAUACAGCAGGAAAGAUACGAGGCAAGCCUGUUGAGGUAGAGGAAGGGAAUGGGGGAACGGCUGAGGAGAUAACGACAGAGACGGUGCAGGAUCAUGGGGAUAUGAUGAGUCAAGUGGAUGGAAAUCCAGAGUUUUUGAAGAGUUUUUGGAGUGAUCCGUACACAAGCUUGCUUCAGUUUGACCCAACGUCACUGGAGGGCGAUUACCCAAACACCUGGUAA